AUGAUAAACAUUCGCACCUUUUGGACCGGAAUCAAAAGACUGUUGGGUGGUACGAUUUGUGGACUGAGUGCUAAAGAGGGAACAAUUGUGGCCGGAAUGUUCACGCUGAUUACAUCAACCUUGCACAUCAUCUUUGAAUCCGGCAAUUUACGCUUUUACAACACGGUGGUGAACCUCACAAGUUCAGAGGCUGUAAACAGUGCAUUUUUUAAGACUCUUGAUUUGUACUGUUACAUGUCAAUAGGCCUCAUUAGUGCAGGCAUCAUUGCAGUUUUUGUCCUGUUCUUGUCUGUCUGGAAGGAGCUUUUCUGGGGAGUAGGAGGCUACAUCAUAUGGAUCUUCUUGUACGAGAUUGCACAUAUUUCCCUCCUUGUUCUCUCUUUGCCUAACAGCGCAUAUUUUCCAAAAAGCAUGUAUGCCCUGGAAUGUACUGGGCUGGUCUUGCGUAUAUUAAUGCAGACCUACUGGCUUUUUUUCUUGACCAGGCACAUGAUGGAGCUGUACAGAUUCAACAGAAGGGCCGAGGACCCAUCAAAAAGUAAGAAGAAAGUCCCACCAAAACUCAAGUUUGGAACAGUUGUGGAGAUGGGGGUGUGA
Messenger RNA from Pristis pectinata (smalltooth sawfish), 597 nucleotides. Its product is annotated as transmembrane protein 217-like. The transcript has a single exon. The record is from RefSeq and is a predicted model, not a curated record. Bases 1 to 597 code for a protein of 198 amino acids. Lineage: Eukaryota; Metazoa; Chordata; Chondrichthyes; Rhinopristiformes; Pristidae.